UUCUUCAUCAAAUUUCUGAUUUCGUUUUCCCUCUGAAGCAAAAAACAUGAAGUUCUCAGAUAUGAAACUCCAGGCCAUGAAUGCUGUGAGAGCUUACUUCGUAAGGAAUUGGACAAGAGAAGACCUGAUAAAUACUGGAGAAAUGACCCAGCACGCUUAUGCAAGCUUGAAGAGGGUAUAUCUUACUCUCUUCUUUGCCAUGUGGAGCUUUACUUCUGGAUCCUUCUCGCACUGGAUAUGGGAAGCGGGAGGGCGGUUCACAAGCCUUUCUUCUGUAGCAAGUUUACUCUGUCUUUACUUUAUAUCACCAUUGAGAGUGAGGACGAGGGUCUUACUCUUGAUGAUUGCUGCCUUUUCUAUCGGUGCUUAUGUAGGCAUUUUUACCAAAUAUUUCUUUGAAAUAGAUCAAGAGCUUGUUUGCCGCCUUUUGGCACCUCCAACACUUGGCAUUGGAAAUAUCUGGUUUGGAUCCACGUUUACGAGGGAAAGGAGUGCAAUCUACAUGGGCAGCCUGUUCUAUUCUUCUCUUCUAUUUUUCUCCACCUUUAAUGCUAGUAAUUCAGAAUACAUUGACAGCCAUACAGNUCCUUUCCAGACAGCUCAUUGGAUGUUAAAAGUAUGCAUUGUGUUUGCAUUGUUCAUGGGAUACGUUGUGGUAUAUAGCCAAGAGAUAUUGUAUGAUGCUCACUUUGGAGAAAUUAACUCUGUCAAUCGCACACUCACCGUCUUCUUCCGUUUACUGGGUAUAGUGGUCCAUGCUGCAAGACUAUGCCUGUGUGCAUAAAUUGAGCAACACAGACAGAAUCACAGAAUUAAUGCUGAUACACUUGGAGCUGUAGAAUAAAUAGAGAGUAGAAUGCUG
Molecule: messenger RNA, 862 nt
Organism: Solanum stenotomum
Lineage: Eukaryota; Viridiplantae; Streptophyta; Magnoliopsida; Solanales; Solanaceae
Product: bax inhibitor 1-like
Exons: 6
Coding region: 47-784 (245 amino acids)
Cellular component (GO): membrane
Source: RefSeq, a predicted model, not a curated record